This is a messenger RNA of Penicillium olsonii, 3339 nucleotides long. The record is from the annotation of a GenBank genome assembly. NCBI's taxonomy places the organism in Eukaryota, Fungi, Ascomycota, Eurotiomycetes, Eurotiales, Aspergillaceae.
AUGGCGAGCAAUACAGGAAGCAGCUCUCGCCAGCCGAUCCAGCCAUCUGCAGCGGGGGAUGAGCCCUCGGACUCUGGAACAGCGCCUCCAAUGAGACCGUCUGUACCGACGCGAAGGACUUAUGGUACACUCGAUACACCUUCCCUCGAAGCGAGCAAUCCCGAGCUGCGUGACGAUGGAGAAGAAUUUUCAAGCCGUGCGUUCACAACUCAAUCGUCGGCAUCUCCCGAUAAGCCCCGCAAACCUUCACUGUCGCGUCGUAUGACUUCCAAACACCAAAUUUCCCAAAAGGGACGAGAGUUCUCGACGGAUGACGAUGCCAACGAGGUGAAGCAAUACAUGACUAUGAAGCAAUCGGGCAACACAUCGCCUAGGAUCCGUCCGUUGAGAAGACAAAGCUCGACGCUAAGACGACGCCCAAGUACUCGACCCAGCCCUUUGGCGAGGGCCGACUCAGAGGGCUAUAACCCAGAAGGAGCAAGCUUGCUCGGGCCUGGAGCGGACUUUGAGAACGAUGCUCCAGCUACGGGACUCCGCGAAAACAGCGAAGUAGGCAGUGAUGAGGACGACGAUUUGGAUGACUCUGAUGACGCAGAUGCGGCGAGCGAUGCGGAAAGCUUCACUCUCAAGGAUCGCCAGCAAGCUAUCAACCAGACACACCCGUUUGGUAUCAGACUUUGGAAACCUGCGCUGUACAAGAAAAGCCGCUCCGUGGAGAAAUCCGCUGAGGGUGACAUUCACUCAUCGCCUGGUGGGUAUGUCAGCCCACUGUUGUUCCUUACCAACCUGCUCUGGUCCCUGUUCUUUGGGUGGUGGCUGGCCUUGAUUGCCUUUGUCGCUGCGGUUGCAUGCUUUUUCUUCGCAUAUUCGUCAAGUGCUGUAGAAUAUGGUAGAGUAUUUGCGGGCCUUUCGCGCUACCUGCUAUAUCCGUUUGGCUCAUUCGUCCUUCUUGAGACCGACGAAAACUAUGCUGAAGAAGACGAAGGCGAAGGUCGCAGCAUCAGCGAAUAUGAACAAUGGCAGAAUGGGGACCUGGAGCAUGGCCGUCUCUUCUUUGGUCCCCGCAGAGAUCGAUCACUCGUUGGUAGAAGAAGGAACAGUGUCGAUUCUUCUGGGGAGCAAGACAGUCUGCUUGGACGACCCCAGCGUGGACAAAGUGAAGACGCCCAACUCCACUCGAAGCGCCGUCUUUUUGGACGUGGGGAAUGGACGUUAGGCCGGGUUGUGUUCUUUGUGUUCUUCUACUUCUUAGUUGGACCUUUGAUGCUCGUCGCUUCCCUCAUCUGUUGGCUCCUGGUAUUCUGGAUUCCCAUGGGUCGGGUGACAAUCACUCUAGUGAGCCAUCUCCGCAGACAUCCCCUGGCAUUGUCCUUCCAUUCCGACUCUACAUAUGCAAGAUCAAGCACCACUACAACCUCAUCCUCUAUUCUUCUCUGCACCUACCGAGCUGCGGGGACGAGGUAUUGGAAGUACACAGUUGACGGAACAAACAUCUUCUUGAUCAAUCUCCUUGGUGUGGUCGUGUUUGUCAUUGCGGACUAUUUCAUUCUGGCCGGGAUGCUGGGUAUGAAGAAUUGGCUGACCCAUCCGGGACUGAUUUUCACCCUUGCUUUGCUGUCUAUCAUUCCUCUGGCUUACUUUAUUGGACAAGCCGUUGCCUCGAUCUCCGCUCAGUCUUCGAUGGGUUUAGGCGCUGCUAUCAACGCUUUCUUCUCGACCGUCGUUGAGGUAUACCUCUACUGUGUUGCCUUGACCGAGGGCAAGGCCGGACUUGUUGAAGGAAGUAUCAUUGGCAGUAUAUUUGUGGGUGUUCUGUUCCUCCCCGGUCUAUCCAUGUGCUUUGGCGCUCUGGCGCGCAAGACCCAACGGUUCAACGUGAGGUCGGCUGGUGUGACGUCCACAAUGCUUCUGUUCGCAGUGAUUGCUGCUUUUGGUCCUACUCUGUUUUAUCAAGUCUAUGGCAGUCAUGAGCUGAAUUGUCACUCUUGUGCUGAUUCACUCGAUUCGGAGAGUCGUGACUGUCGUCGCUGCUACUUCUCCCAAACGGCGGCUAUCAAUGACCAGUUCUUCCAAAAAGCUGUACAGCCAUAUGCGUGGUUUUGCGCCUUCCUGCUGUUCACCUCAUACGGCAUCGGUCUAUGGUUCACUUUGAGAACUCACGCGGCUCUCAUUUGGGCAUCAGAAUUGGAAGAAAAGAAGCAUGUCCAGGCCCAUAUCCAAGAUUCAAUCGCCUUCGAUGCUACGGAGCCACGACACCUAUUUUUUUCGAAUGGUCAGCCCGAAGCCUCUGGGGCGGCUUCGGUGUUCAAAGAGCCGAUUCAGGAUCAUCCUAUCUUCAAGAAGACCUAUGCCGCGAACUUGAAGCAGUUUGGCUUGGACAAUAGUCGCUCGUCUGAACAAGCCCACGAUGACCACGCCGCUGGCUCUGUGCACGCCACCCCGCACGUGGUGCCACCGCGUUCUGCUGGUGAGGAUGCGGAUUCUAUGCCCGAUGCACUUCGAGACUUGAGCACGGAGGACCGCGAGCGCACAGCGCGCUACUUUGCAGAACUCGCGGCCACAAAUGCAGCUCAGGCUGCACGGGAUUCGGCCCGCAGCCGCAGGGCUCUUCAGCAUCAACACCAGGGAACUAGUCGGCAAGCCAGUCGGCCGGCUGGGGGUCAUUCGCGGAUCCCUGGCGAGGAAAUUGAGGAUCUUGGACUUGCUCCCGAGCCCUCGUCUGGGGGCCAUGACGCACCUAAUUGGAGCAAGGUUAAAAGUUCUGUCGUUCUUCUUGGAGCAACGCUCCUCUAUGCAGUCAUUGCUGAGAUCCUUGUCAACACCGUUGAUGUUGUCUUGGAGAGUGUUGACAUUGAUGAGAAAUUCCUCGGUAUCACUCUGUUCGCUUUGGUCCCUAACACCACCGAGUUCUUGAACGCUAUUUCUUUCGCCAUGAAUGGAAACAUUGCCUUAUCCAUGGAAAUCGGAUCUGCCUACGCCUUGCAGGUCUGUCUGCUACAGGUGCCUGCUGUCGUUCUCUUCAGUGCGGUAUACGGUCAAGGGCUCGAUGCGGCUGAAAUUGCCAGUCACUCGUUCAACUUAAUCUUUCCCCAGUGGGACAUGAUCAGCGUGAUUCUAUGCGUGUUCCUGCUAUCUUAUGUGUACGGCGAGGGCAAGAGCAACUAUUUCAAGGGAUCCAUCCUUGUUUUGACCUACCUGGUGGUUCUGAUCGGCUUCUACAUGUCAGGCUACGUCAACAUGGACAACAUGGGUGUGGAUCGGUUUGAUACUCUGGCAGUCGGCGCUAAUCGUGACAAGUUCUACACUCUUGGGCGAACAAGGAGUGGAGAGGCCUACUAG